CGUCGUGGAUUCCCUCAGUUAGUCUGCGACGCUGCCGUGAGAAAUAUGUUAGUUUGGAGACGCAGCCGUGUUUGGUGAACGAACGUCGAGAGGAAAUCCCGCAUUGUCCAUCAUUCGGGCUGUGAAAAAGGUUGCAUCUGGGGUGAGCUGAGGUACCAAAGUUGGCAUUUUGCUUUGGACGUGGAUUCAUGGCAUAGUGACCCUGCACUUUGCUGGAAAGGCGUUUGAAACAACCAUGUGCCAAUCAGAAUCCAGUGCUACGGUUUUGGACUGGUUGGGUGUGAUUCGGUUGGAAAGGUACACUGACGCGUUUCUGAGUGCCGGUUUACAGACAAUGCAAGAAUGUCAGCAACUUACACCAAAUCAACUGGAGCACAUGGGUAUUACCCGACCAGGCCAUCAGAAACGAAUUCUAGCUAGCUUAAACAAAACCCAGAGUACGCAGGAACCUCCAUCGGUUUCACCCGACAGAGAGCAACAAAUGGUCAAUAUGAAUCCCACAUGGAGACCACAGCCUGUUCCAAGAGAAUUAAAACCAGAAAGUGAUGAAGGAGAUGGAGAAACAAAGAGACCUGUUCCUAAGAUACGAGACAAACCCCUUCCUAAGGAAAGACAAUUGUACAAAACGCAAGAGAGCAGUAAGGAACACAGAGAACAAACAGGUCAUGCCCGAAAAAAUGCUGCACCUGGAGAAGGAGAACAAGAAGAAGGCAAUGGAGAACUCGACAAAGAGCAGGUCAAGCCUCAACCGAAAGAAAGGACUAAGUUUCCUGCAAGUUGCCCAGUUGACUCUUGUCCCAACGUCAAUUUACCCCCAGUACCUCCACGAAUUACUCUCAACUCCCCUCCCCAGCGCUUCACGUCUCCUUUGUCCCCCUCCCUGCCGACUCCAGUUCCUGUCUCUCCAGGACUGGACAAAUCCCCUGUAGCACAGCGCAGAUGUUCAGCCCCACUUUUCUCUGUUAAUUCUUCCGAAGUUUUGCCUGAAAACCCCCCUAUCCAGGUUCCUCGAGCCAGGCCUCGGACUUUAGACAUUCAACCUCCUGCUUGUUUGAGGAAUGAUGGAGAUGACAAAGCUUCACCCAUUUCACCCACCACCAUCAGUAACAAAAAUGCUCCACCUCUUCCUCCAAAAGCAGGAGUUGGACCUAAAAGCCCACCCCCGCUACCACAGCGGUUACUUGCAGAGUCCCCUGGAACGCAAAGCUCACCACCCAUAAAAACAGGAACUGAUGAAAUACCCAGAGACCAACCUCCACAAAUCCCACUUCGAAGCAAGACACCCCAAAUACAGGAGAACAACACGCUGCCCCCUCAGGCUGACCCCCAGCCAGCUGUCCCAGCCAGGAGGAUUCCCCAACUUCCCAGCUCGGACUCUGAUGAAAAUACUUCUGAUGAGUACGAGAGGCCAGACUUCAUCCGCAGUGUUCAAAGGAACAUGGCAGGCAAGAGCUCUUCCCAACAAUUGUCUAGCGGCUUUUGCAGCGACGACGAGAUGCUGGAUUAUGACGAUUCUUCUCUCGGGGGAGAUUUGGGCAGUCAUAAAGAAAGUUUCUACUCUGUUAUCACGAGGGAGGACAUCUCCCAGCAAUCCAAUGUCAUCAGGAAGGGCUGGCUGAGCAAGAAUCCACCACAGGGGGCUCUUUACUACCAGAGGCGAUGGGUUAGGCUGGACUCUGAUUAUCUAAGAUACUUUGACCUUGAAAAGGCUGUGUAUUCCAAGGGAAUAAUCUCAACUGCGUUUAUCACUAAAGUGACUGCGGUGGGGGACCUGAAGUUUGAGGUUGUCACGAGCAAUCGAACAUUCAUCUUUAAAGCUGAAAACGAAGAUGAUAGAAAUGAGUGGGUGACUGCACUGGAGGAGUGCACUAGGGGGCGCCGUCGCAGCAGUCUGACAAGCCCCCUCUUGUCAGACCACAAGGGGUAUCUGGAACUCAGAGGAAUACGCUCCAAACUUUACACUGUUGUUUCCUCAGACAAAGUCUUCCUCUACAAAAAUAUUGAUGAUUAUGUAAUUGGAGUUGGUAUCACAUCCAUUGAAAUGAACGUCGGAAGUGUUAAAGAAACAGAUCGCCGCAGCUUCGAUCUCAUCACACCCUAUCGUGUUUUCAGCUUCACAGCAGAGACAGAGCAGCUGAAAGAUCAGUGGGUGGACGCCAUGAAGAAUGCCAUAGGCGAGGCCCUGUCCACCAGUGAAAUAGCUGAGCAAAUCUGGGAGGAGCCAAGCAACAGUUUCUGUGCUGACUGCGCGGCGCCGAAGCCAGAAUGGGCUUCCAUCAAUUUAUGUGUCGUCAUCUGCAAACAAUGUGCAGGAGAACACCGAGGACUUGGUCCAAGUAUUUCCAAAGUUCGGAGUUUGAAGAUGGACAAGAAGGUGUGGACAGAAGAGCUCAUUAAGGUGUUCCUGUUCCUGGGCAACGAGCAGGUGAACAGUUUCUGGGCAGCUAACGUCCCACCAAGUGAAGCUCUGACACCCUCUAGCUGCAGCGAAGACAGACGGCGAUACAUCUCUAACAAAUACCGCCAGGGCAAAUAUAGGAAGUACCACCCCCUCUAUGGCAACCAGAAAGAACUCAACGAUGCUCUCUGUAUAAACGUGCAGUGCAGUGACUUGCUGGAGACGCUAAGUCUGAUCUUCUGCGGCGCAGAUGUGAACUGCUCGACAGGCAUGGCAAGCUGCCCCACCCCCCUGUCCCUGGCCACUACACACUCGCAACUCUUACAGGCGGAGCUGAUCAACCUGAACCUCAACACAGAAUUACCAUCAGAAAUUAUUCAGGAGAUGGAUCCACCUCAUUACCAGCCAUCUCCGUGUGUGUCCCACAAUGGCUUCCUGUUCAAAAUUGCCUCCAUGGCCCGGCCCAUCACAGAACGCAAGAACAAAGAAGAGUUCAGUCGCCGCUGGUGCACACUAAACGAUGGGACCUUCAGCUACUAUGACAGUGACAAAAAUGCAAACCCGAACAGAUCUCUUAAGAUGUCAGAGAUCGUCUGUCUGGUCGUGGAUUUGCCAGAAAAGCACGGGUACGACUACACGUUUGAACUCUACUCAGAGUCUGAGAGGCUCUACUUGUUUGGCACCACCGACCCAGACAGUCACAAGGAGUGGGUCAAAUCUAUUGCCAAGAGCUUAAUCCCGGCUGCAGCUGAGCCGCUGCUGAGACUGAACUUCGAGCGCAUUGGAAAACUUAAGUAUAAAGACGGCUUGAACCUGCAAACAUCCAAGGUCGGCUGGUUUGCGCUUGUGGGCUCCACACUUCACGUUUACCUGGAGAGCAGCAAAGGAGAGAAGAUCCAUCUCCGGAAGCUGAAUGAACUUUCCAUUCAACAAGACAAUGAAGUUUUGGUUCUGGUGGAGAAAGGCAGGACUUUGUACAUUGAAGGAGAAAGGAAGUUGGACUUUGCUGGCUGGUGUGGAGCCAUCCAGGAAGCAGCAAGGAGUGGAGGAGACACGCUGAGCGAGCAGCAGCUCACAGAGACGGACGUUCCUGUCAUAGUUCUGAGCUGCAUCAGCUUCAUCACACAGUACGGUCUGAAAUCAGAGGGCAUUUAUCGUAAGAGUGGUGUGAACUCUCGCGUGGCGGCAUUAUGCGAGCGAUUCCACAGAGACGCUCGCAGCCUGUGCCUGAAGGAGGGUGAGCACCAGGUGGACGACGUCUCCAACACCCUCAAACGUUUCUUCAGGGAACUGGAAGACGGGCUGUUCACCUCAGAACACGCCAGAGACUGGCUCACAGUAGCUGCCGGUGAUCUUGAAAACUCAAAAAUCUCUCAGUACAAGGACCUGUUGAACCGCCUUCCUCGUGUCAACAGGGCAACACUACAAGCUCUUAUCAACCACCUGUACUGUGUGCAGUGUUUUUCUGACCUGAACCAGAUGAACCUCCACAAUCUGGCCAUAGUGUUUGGUCCCACUCUGUUCCAGACUGAUGGGAAAGACUACACUGCUGGGCGCGCCAUUGAGGACCUUAUACAGCACUACAUACUCAUCUUUGAGGUUGAUGAGCAGCAGCUAAAAAGACAGCUGGAGGAGAUCAAAGCCAUCCUGCAGAUGCACGAGAAACUCAACACAAAGUUUCCUCCACGACCGGAAUUUACUCCAGCUCCCAGCUUCAUCUGUACUGUGUAUCUUGAAGAAAAAGAUGGGACAAUAGAGCAGAGUGUGCAGAUUCCUGGUUCUAUGACGGCAGCAGAGCUGACAUGUGAAGUUUUGGACAAGCGUAACAUCCCUUUUAAAGACAAGGAAUACUGGAGCUGCUGGGAAGUCUGCGACAAGGAGGAAAUGGAACGUCCUCUUCAUUAUCAGGAACGGGUCUUGGCGAUUCUUCAUUCUUUAGGGACCAAUUCCCAUUUACUCAUUAAGAAGCAUCCCGGCAUGGACGGAAUGCUCAUCUACUUGUCCACUAAGUCGGAUGCCUCCAAACACGGGAUGAUGAAAUUCAGAGAAGAGCGAAGCAUCCUGGGAUUGGGACUGUCUUCCGGAAAUUUCCACGACCGAUAUUUUAUCCUAAGUUCGAGCAACCUCAGAAUGUACAGAGAAAUUAGAAGUAACCGCCCAGACCGGGAAUGGCCCACGAAAAACUUGAAGGUUUAUAAUGGAAUCAAAAAGAAACUUCGCGCUCCCACAUGUUGGGGUCUGACUGUUGUGUAUGAGACCAAGAAGCAGGAAAAGUCUGAGAGGCAGCAGUGGUAUCUCUGCUGUGACACCCAAUCAGAAAUGAAGGAAUGGCUCGCCACGUUCCUCAGCUUCCAGUAUGAUGGUAACGUGUGGCCUCAGGACGGACUCCAGCAGACCCGGGUUAGCCGCGUGCUGCCGGACGCACGUCAUGGUAACGUGUCACUGAUUCCGCUGCGUGGCAGUGAGAAUGAGAUGCGGAACAGCGUAGCAUCUUUCAGCCAAGACGCGCUUUCUCUCCUUAGAGACGUGCAGUGAUGCUCGCCAUGGUGUAUGCUAGCAGAGUGGAAGGCGGGACACUCCAGGUGACCUCCAAAUAUUCCAGAAACUUUCUAGUUCUGUGAUUGUAGCGACCAGAUUGAAGGAUGUUUUUCAGAACAGCAACACCAGCAGACUCUGACCUUAGACUUCAAUGUGGACCGGGACGAAAUCUGGAUCUUACACAUGCAAAAAAAAUGCAAAAUGUUCUCCGAUUUCCACGCAGAGCUGAGGAAGAGAUGACAGGAACCGAAGCGGAGAUGGACCACAAACUCCCUCACUUCCACUGCUCCUUCCUACUUAUUGUGCAACAAGUUUGCAUCUUAAAUCCCAUAGUUUCCACUCUUAAUGAAACCAUGAAGUGCAUUUAUUCCAGAACAGACUGUUGUAGUUUUAGGCACAAAGCCGGCGUGCUUAAGUUAUUAUUUUAACAUCGCAUAUGUUUUUGUAGCUAAAUGGUUUUUUUAUUUUGCCUAAUGAAUCAGUGACAUUAUGCAGAAACUUAGCCUUGAACACUUUUUAAAAUUCGAGUCAUUCCGGGACACAGUCUCCUGAUUUUGAUGUGGACUCUAACAUUGGUGGACCAGCAUCUGUUACCCUACAUUUGUCGUUUUUGUGUGGUCGUGUUACAUGUAUGUGCUUGUGUCUGAUGUAUGCGCGAGAUUCUAACGUCUGGGAAGACCUGGCUGCUGUGGUGAAACUGAAGGACCCCCCUAUAAUCCCAAAACGAGGAGAACAAGAACGUCGCACCUGAGAGCAAAACGUUUGGCUAAAAAAAAAAAUGAAACAUGAAAGUUACUUGAUGCAUUACAGUUAAGCUAUCUGAACCUUUAAAAGGUUAGAUGUUAAACUACAUUUACAUGUUUGAUGGUCAUAAUGUGUGAAAUAAAGUCCAACAAGUGAUUUUUUUUUUUUAGAGACUUUUGUUUCCUUCAAAGAUUUUUGAGCUUAAGAAACAAAUGGAUUAAAACAACUGUAUUGUUCUGUUUACUGAAUCUCAUCUUGUAAAUAUUUAAUUUAAAAAAUAAACUGUCAAUAGUAAGGAGCUC
Oryzias latipes (Japanese medaka) is the source of this 5982-nucleotide messenger RNA. It is a transcript of the gene arap1, whose product is annotated as ArfGAP with RhoGAP domain, ankyrin repeat and PH domain 1. Gene Ontology annotation, cellular component: cytoplasm. Lineage: Eukaryota; Metazoa; Chordata; Actinopteri; Beloniformes; Adrianichthyidae. The record is from RefSeq and is a predicted model, not a curated record. Gene Ontology annotation, biological process: regulation of cell shape; positive regulation of GTPase activity; signal transduction. Gene Ontology annotation, molecular function: protein binding; phosphatidylinositol-3,4,5-trisphosphate binding; GTPase activator activity.